UUUCCGUAUUGGGUGUUGGAAACAGACUACACUCAAUACGCUUUCGUCUAUGGCUGUUACAAUGUCUCCGCUGACGGAACCUGCGAUGAGGCCCAAGCAUGGAUCUGGAGCUGAACACCGACGUUUCCACAGGUUAUAAUGGACAAAGCUCCGUCCUUCUACAACAGAACCUGCCUUCCAUCCUCUACCUUCCUGAAAACAAAACAAGAAAAGGAAUGCAGUGCACCUGCCCAGUACAGGACUUCGCCAGAACAAAGCUGCCAGGUCUCGGAUGUACCGAUACAAUUGGACUUCGACAUGAAACUGUUUAAUGGUACCUGGUAUGAGAUGCAGUGGCUGGCACAGAUGUUCUUCCCUGCAUCUGAGUUGUUCCAGGAUUACCAGCACGAGUACAUCAUCCAAGAAGACGGAUCGCUGAAGGGGUACAUCAAAGGCAGGACCGAUAAGGGGUGUUUCUACAGACAAGUAUCGCUCACGUCAUCUGAAACUCCUGGGAAACUACAUUUCAACCUCACAGAAGGAGGUUCAGCUUACUAUCCAUACUGGAUCGUCGAUACCGACUACGACAACUACGCUGUCAUGUACGGCUGUCUGAACGUGAGCACAAGCGGAAACUGCACAGCUGCUAGAUCCACUGUAUGGAGUCGCCGCGAGUCUCUGGCUCCACGUUUCCAGUACCGCGCCAACACCAUCGUCCAGAAUCUGUGUGUGAACCCUGCAGCGUUCUUACUGACGUCACAAAAGAACGCCUGCGCAUCAUGUUACAAGCAGCCAUGUGGAACAGAAACUGGUGGAGGAGCUACAUACACCGCCGACAGCCAGCUGUUGAUAUUUGCAGUAACUGUUUUGUUGUCCAUUUAGUGUAGUGCGUUUAUGAGAGUGGAUAUAUUAUUUGGAGUAUAUAAACAUAUGAUUUCGUUUGAUUAGUACAAUGACAUUUGCACAAAAGGACAUUUACCAUGUGUUCAGUCGGCCAAUCAGAUUGCAUAUGUGUCUAGGCCAAUGUGGCGAUACAUACACAUUUUAUAAUAGAUAUAGUAUCAAUGUAAUAACAAAAAAACAAUGAAAUUCACGUAGGUAUAGUGAUGAUUAUCCAAUAUACUCAAUGAAUCAAUUAACAAUGUAAAGCCGCAAGUAAACUCUACGAAUUGUUUGCGGCAUCAAGACAAAUGUGAAGUAAAUAUAAUGCUCAGACAGAAUAUCCCGAGAAACAACUUUUAUUACAUCUGGACUCUGGACUUGAUUUAAGAUCGGAACAAAGUCCAAGUUUGAGAAUAAGCCAAGGAACAGCACAUGUGUCUGGAGGAGAAGAAGAAUCAACUCCGUUGAACUUUGCAACUCCAUGCCGUGAAGCAAGUUUCUGGACAAUCAGAAUGAAAGGGACCAUUCACAAAUGACACAGUCAUCACAAUCAUUAGCAACAUCAAUAGUUGAAAGAGCCGUAGAUUUCCGAGCAUUCAAAAUGGAGAUCUGAACCUAUUUCUGAACCUAUUUCCUGGGCAUCCGUGCAUACUCGCAAAGAUGUUGCUUCAAUCAGGUUAAAUUCAAAGAUGACUUUUUGAGGCAGACAUAAGAACCAGGUUAGCAUAUUCGAGUCUAGAUUAGAUGAAUGCCUCAUAAAUCAGUAACAUGGAAGAUUGAUCAGCCACCGUUCUUUGUCUUGGGGAUAUAUUUCAACAUACUUAUCACUUAACAACAUAUUAUAGACACACAUAUAUAUCAAGACAAUGUUAGUUUCUGAUGAAAAUAAACCCUGAUAUUCUA
This is a messenger RNA of Haliotis rufescens (red abalone), 1764 nucleotides long. RefSeq names its product purpurin-like. The transcript has 7 exons. The coding region runs from base 139 to 861 and encodes 240 amino acids. Gene Ontology annotation, molecular function: retinoid binding; retinol transmembrane transporter activity. The record is from RefSeq and is a predicted model, not a curated record. Lineage: Eukaryota; Metazoa; Mollusca; Gastropoda; Lepetellida; Haliotidae.